UUUCUUAUCUUCAACACCGAAUAUUUGAAAUAAAAAAUUCCACUUAUCUGUUCAGAAAGUUCUUCAAAAUUGCAGGUUCGAUAACGUUCAUUGAGCAGUAUGAAAUUUUUCACUACACUUGUUCUUGUUAUUUUGAAUGCUGCUGCUGUACUUUCGCAGCAAGUGAAAUGCUACAAUUGUGUCGUCACCGUAAAUACUGCUGAUUAUGUGGAGUGCAAGACAUUGAGCAGCGUGAAGGAAAUAACAUGUCCUGCUGGAUCUGUAGGCUGUGCUGUUAUCAGAGACCACCCCAAAGGUCAAUUUGCGGAAUUUAGGAGGGAGUGUAUAGAAAAAAAGUUCGCUACCAGAACUAAUAACACUUAUUGCGAAACGAAGAAAAAAACUGAUACGGAUCCGAAAUAUUUCAGCUGCAUCACAUGUCAAGGAAAUGGUUGCAAUAAAAUUCUCCUGAAGUAGUUUUACAAUUUCA
Molecule: messenger RNA, 469 nt
Organism: Coccinella septempunctata (seven-spotted ladybird)
Lineage: Eukaryota; Metazoa; Arthropoda; Insecta; Coleoptera; Coccinellidae
Exons: 2
Coding region: 100-456 (118 amino acids)
Source: RefSeq, a predicted model, not a curated record